Molecule: messenger RNA, 2653 nt
Organism: Oryzias melastigma (Indian medaka)
Lineage: Eukaryota; Metazoa; Chordata; Actinopteri; Beloniformes; Adrianichthyidae
Gene: acad11
Product: acyl-CoA dehydrogenase family, member 11
Exons: 20
Coding region: 101-2407 (768 amino acids)
Cellular component (GO): mitochondrion
Molecular function (GO): oxidoreductase activity, acting on the CH-CH group of donors; flavin adenine dinucleotide binding
Source: RefSeq, a predicted model, not a curated record
CGGUGUGUGCAUCUAUAAUAGAUCCGACCAGAAACAGGAUUGUGGGAAAACUGUCGUCUGCAGCUUCAAAAAUUAAUAAUUAAUCCAGGAUAAUUAAACCAUGGACGACCUGACAACUCCAGUUCGACAGCAACAUAAAUUCGACGUUAAUAAGCUUCAAAAAUAUCUGUCUGUCAAAUUACGGCUGUCCGAUAAUGGGAGUCUUUCUGUCAGACAGUACAGCACUGGUCAGUCAAAUCCAACGUUCUUGAUCCAGUCCUCCUCCACCAGUUAUGUUCUGAGGAAGCGACCCCCGGGAGAGCUGCUGCCCGGAGCCCAUCAGGUUAACAGGGAGUACCGCGUGCAGAAAGCUCUCUUCUCGGCUGGUUUCCCUGUUCCACAGCCGCUCUUGCAUUGCACAGACACUUCCAUUAUCGGAACCGAGUUUUACGUAAUGCAACAUGUGAGGGGUCGCAUAUUCAGGGAUCUGCGCCUGCUUGAGGUGACUCCAGCAGAAAGAAGUGCUUUAUAUGUGGCUGCAGUGGAAGUCUUGGCAAAGCUGCAUUCACUGGAGCUGAAGUCGCUGGACCUGGAGGGGUUUGGGAAAGGCCCGGGGUACUGCAGGAGACAAGUCUCCACCUGGACAAAGCAGUACGUCGCAGCCGCACACAGAGACAUUCCAGCCAUGAACGAGCUCUCCGAUUGGUUGAUGAAAAAUUUGCCGGACAAAGACGAUGAAGUCACGCUUGUCCAUGGAGAUAUGCGACUCGACAACUUAGUAUUUCACCCAACAGAGGCUCGUGUGAUUGCGGUGUUGGACUGGGAGCUCUCCACUACAGGCAACCUGCUGGCUGACCUGGCCUACUUCCUCAUGCCUCACUACAUUCCAACAAAUUUCAGCAUUGGCAACAUAAUAAACACCUUUAAAGGAAUAGAAGGCCUUCCAGCUGCUGCCGACCUGAUAUCCAUCUACUGCUCGUGUCGAGGAACUCCGACGGCUCUGCCGCAUUUAAAUUUCUACCUGGCUCUGUCUUUCUUCAAGAUGGCAUCGAUUUCACAGGGGAUAUAUGCUCGCCACCUGCUUGGAAAUGCCAGCGCUCCCAACGCUGCUCAGUUCGGCCAGAGCGUGGAGCCAACCGCUCAGAUCGCCUUGCAGCUCGCUAAAAGCCCCCUGGAAGGUCCAGCUUCAGAAAGCCUGUUCCUCCAAACAGCUAAAGGGCGGGCUGUUCUCCAGCAGGUCAAAGACUUCAUGCAACAACACGUGCUUCCUGCCCAGGAGGAGGUUACAGAAUACUACAGUAAGCACGCUCAGUCUCCACAGAGGUGGCACACACCUCAAAUAAUCGAGGAUUUAAAGGCAAAAGCCAAAGAGGCGGGGCUCUGGAACCUCUUCCUUCCUGCUGUCAGUGGACUCAGUCAGCUGGACUACGCUUACAUCGCCGAGGAAACUGGGCGCUGUCUUUUUGCGCCUGAUGUCUUCAACUGCCAGGCUCCUGACACUGGAAACAUGGAAGUGCUCCACAUGUUUGGUAGUGAGGAGCAGAAGAAGAAAUGGCUGGAGCCUCUGCUCAGAGGAGAGAUCCGCUCCUGCUUCUGUAUGACAGAGCCUGACGUUGCAUCCAGCGAUGCAGCCAACAUGGAGUGCAGCAUGCGCAGGGAUAAGGACAGCUACAUCAUUAAUGGCAGGAAAUGGUGGACGAGUGGUGCUGGCAACCCCCUCUGCAGAGUGGCUAUUGUGAUGUGCAGGAGUGGAUCCGAGGAGGUUCUCAGCAGGCACAGUCAGCACAGUAUGAUCCUGGUACCUAUGGACACACCAGGUGUAAAGCUCAUCCGACCAAUCACAGUGUUCGGACAGGACGACGCCAUCCACGGUGGACACUUUGAGGUCCACUUUGAAGAUGUCCGUGUCCCUUCAUCCAACAUCAUUCUGGGUGAGGGCAGGGGGUUCGAGAUCGCUCAGGGGCGCCUGGGGCCAGGGAGGCUGCACCACUGCAUGAGAGCGGUUGGCGUAGCCGAGCUGGCGCUGGAGUUACUGUGCCGGCGGGCGGCUUCUAGAAGCACGUUUGGAAAGAAACUGUACCAGCAUGAAGUUGUGGCCCACUGGAUAGCAGAUUGUCGUCUUCUGAUUGAACAAACCCGCCUGUUGACUCUGUGUGCCGCUAAAGCUCUGGAUACUCUUGGAAGCCGGAAUGCUCGCAAGCAGAUUGCGAUGAUCAAAGUGGCUGCAGCUAGAAUGGCCUGUAAGGUGGUGGACUGUGCCAUCCAGGUGUACGGCGGCGCCGGGGUGUCCGGAGAUUUUCCUUUGGCACAAAUGUACUCGUACGUACGGACUCUGCGCAUCGCAGACGGGCCCGAUGAGGUGCACCUCUCCACCAUCGCGUACCUGGAACUGAGGGAUCAGCUGAAGAAAGCUCAAGCUAAGCUAUGAAUGACGGCAGAACUCAAUGAAAUUAGACAAAUUCUCAGCACUAAAUGUUUUCAAAACUUGAUCAAACGAGUUUCUCUGGCAGUAUAAGUUAAUGUGGGUGCCUUUUUGUGUAUGUUUAUGCAUUUUAAUUCUGUAAAGAUUCUUUCAUAAUUGUAAAUACUUUGUUCUGAAGGUUGAUUUUUAAGCAGCUGUUAAACAUUCCUUCUUUGUAAAAUAACUGUUUAUUAAAAGAAUGAAUAAAAUAUA